AUGCAGAGAUCACGUAAAGCUCUUCUUUCAAGAAGAGCUUCUGUUGUUCAUAACCCUGUUCAAAGUUGUUCCUCUCGGAUAACUAACACUUUUUGUCAAGUUUCUUUGGUUUUUGUUUUGUGGGGGUUACUUAUUCUUUUCAGCUUAUGGGUCAGUUACACAGAUGGUUCUGAAGAGAUUUCAGAUGGAGUAUCAAAUUGGAAACAAGUUAACCAUGGAUUUUGUGAAAUCUCUGAUACUGCUGAUAAAUAUUUUAUUAAAAGAAAUGAUGCUUGCAUUGCGUCGGAGACUUUAUUAUACUCUCAAGGUGGAGGUACUAAGGCUAAUGGUUUAGCUGAUGAGUCACUCACGUUAUACUAUGCAGUAACCAGUGCUUUUAAAAAAGAAACUACUGAUUCUGCCAAUAGAGAGGAGCAUGUAGUUGAGAGUUCCGAAUCUACUGUCAAACUUGAAAAUGAUGUAAAAAAAACUGAUCUCUUAACUCGGGCUGUGCCUCUUGGUCUUGAUGAAUUCAAGAGCAGGGCGAUCAGUUCUAAAGUUAAGUCAGGCACUGGUCAAUCUGGAAGUGUAAUACAUAGAUUGGAGCCUGGUGGUGCAGAAUAUAAUUAUGCUUCGGCAUCAAAGGGAGCUAAAGUUUUAGGUUCUAAUAAAGAAGGAAAAGGUGCCUCUAAUAUCUUAAGCAGGGACAAAGACAAGUAUCUUCGAAAUCCAUGUUCUGUGGAGGAGAAAUUUGUCAUUAUAGAACUUUCAGAAGAAACCUUAGUAGAUACCGUAGAAAUAGCUAAUUUUGAGCACCACUCUUCCAAUCUGAAAGACUUUGAAAUCCAUGGAAGUCUAAACUUUCCAACAGAUGUUUGGGUUUUCCUUGGGAAUUUUACUGCCUCAAAUGUGAGGCAUGCUCAAAGAUUUGUUCUUAAAGAGCCAAAAUGGGUGAGAUACCUAAAGUUGCAUCUUCAAAGCCACUAUGGUUCAGAGUUUUAUUGCACACUAAGUGUUGUUGAAGUUUUUGGUGUGGAUGCCGUUGAGAGGAUGUUGGAGGAUUUAAUAAAUACUCAAGAUAAUUUAUUUGCAUCUGGAGAAGGUAAUGAUGACAAGAAGACAGUAUCAUCCCAUCCCGAUCCUGCUGAGAGUGAACAUGUUCAUCAAACUACUAUUGAAGGGACCAAUUCAGACCCUGCUUCGGAUAUCUCUUCUGCCAAUCAUGAGACGGCAAACAGUAAUGUUCCUGAUCCAGUUGAAGAAACCCGUCAACAAGUUGGCAGAAUGCCUGGGGAUACUGUUCUCAAGAUUCUAAUGCAGAAAGUCCGUUCUUUAGACUUAAAUUUAUUUGUUUUGGAGCGGUAUAUGGAAGAUUUAAACUCUAGAUAUGUCAAUAUUUUCAAAGAGUACGGCAAAGACAUUGGAGAAAAAGAUAUACUUCUACAGAAGAUCAAAGAAGACAUUGGGAACCUCAUUGUCCAGCAGGAUGCUAUAGCAAAAGAUGCAAGUGAUCUCAAUUCUUGGAAGUCUCGAGUUUCUUCGCAGUUGGAUCAUCUACUUCAGGACAAUGCUGUUUUGAGGUUCGAAGUCGAAAAGGUCCGGGAGAAUCAGGUCUCUUUGGAAAACAAGGGUGUAAUUGUGUUUUUAUUAUGUUGCAUUUUUUCAUUGAUUGCUGUGUUAUUGUUGUGUUUGGAUUUGGCUAAGAAUAUCUAUAGAGCACUAUGUGUUGAUAAAACAGCUGACUCCAGGAAUUUUUGUGUGGGCUCUUCCUGGUUUCUUCUAUUAUUUAGUUGUAUCAUUAUCAUUUUCAUAUUAAUUUUAUAA
Vicia faba (fava bean) is the source of this 1803-nucleotide messenger RNA. Lineage: Eukaryota; Viridiplantae; Streptophyta; Magnoliopsida; Fabales; Fabaceae. The record is from the annotation of a GenBank genome assembly.